ACAGGCUGAACUGGAGACCUCUCGCAUCAUUCCAAACCACUGCCUCCAAGGAAAGAGAAGCAAACCAUGGCCAAGGAAAUGACUCUGUACUGGGGCUCCGGCUCUCCCCCAUGCUGGAGGGCUAUGAUCGCUCUGGAGGAGAAGGGUCUGCAGGGCUACAACAGCAAGUUACUGUCUUUUGAGAAAAAAGACCACAAGACACCGGAAGUUGUUACGAUUAAUCCAAGGGGCCAGUUUCCUGCUUUCAAACAUGGAAAAAUAAUAGUAAAUGAGUCAUUCGCCAUCUGCGAGUACUUGGAGGACACUUUCAAGGGCCAAGGAACUACACUGGUACCACAGGACCCAAUGGACAGAGCCAUGAUGAGGCAGCGCAUGCAUGAGGGGAAUACACUCAUGAGCAAGUUUGUUGAUGUUGCCUUCUACUUCUGGAGAAUCCCAGAAGCUGAGAGAAAUGAAGCAACCCUUAAAAGAAACAAGGAGGCUCUGACUGCUGAGGUCAAACUGUGGGAUGGUUAUCUGCAAAAGGGUAAUGGACACUACUUGGCCGGGAAGACCUUCACAUUGGCUGACGUGAUCGUAUUCCCUGUUGUUGCUUUUCUCUUCCGUAUGGGGUUGUCAGAAGAAAAAUACCCCAAACUUGCUGGCUACUACAACCACCUAAAGACUCGUCCAAGCAUUGAAAAGACCUGGCCUCCAACCUGGAAGGAAACCCCUGGCCAGCCCAUGCUCAAUGAUAUCUAAUGGCGUUCCUGUCCUGUCUCCAUUUUGCACUUGUCUGCUUUGACAUGAAGAUAAUGCACUAGUUUAUUACUGUAAACCAAAAUAAAAACAUGUCAUUUUCAAAAAAAAA
Periophthalmus magnuspinnatus is the source of this 850-nucleotide messenger RNA. RefSeq names its product glutathione S-transferase A-like. The transcript is spliced from 6 exons. The record is from RefSeq and is a predicted model, not a curated record. Lineage: Eukaryota; Metazoa; Chordata; Actinopteri; Gobiiformes; Gobiidae. The coding region runs from base 67 to 741 and encodes 224 amino acids.